Molecule: messenger RNA, 466 nt
Organism: Mesitornis unicolor (brown roatelo)
Lineage: Eukaryota; Metazoa; Chordata; Aves; Mesitornithiformes; Mesitornithidae
Product: ropporin-1-like protein
Exons: 3
Source: RefSeq, a predicted model, not a curated record
GUAUUUUUCAGCAUUGUCAAAAGGCAAGACCCUUCCUGUGAAGGAGCGGCUUGAAUUGCCUUUAGCAACAGAGAGGACAGAUGCUGGUUUGACCCUAGGACUCCUUAAAGUCUUGCACAAACAGCUUUCUUCCAAAGGCAUGGUGAAUGUUGCAGAACUGCGGGAAAAAUGGAAGGACUUGUGCUUGCCAGAGGAGCAGCUGGAAGCUAUCCUGCAGCUGGGCGACUUUGGCGAGGAGGUGGAGUGGAUGAAGGUCCUGGCGCUUGGGUGCAGCAUACUCGGCAAGUCCUUACUGAGUUCCAUGAAACACGCUUGUGAAAUCUUAACAAGGGACCCAGAAGGAGGAGCAGCCAGCGUUCCCUUUGAAACCUUCUCGUUCCUCUACUCCUAUCUGGCCGGUAUCGAUGGAGAGAUACCAGAGGAUAAAACUGAAGCAUUCCUCUGCAAAAUUAAAGAACAAGCGUAA